This is a messenger RNA of Hypomesus transpacificus, 2039 nucleotides long. Its product is annotated as phosphatase and actin regulator 1-like. Gene Ontology annotation, molecular function: actin binding. NCBI's taxonomy places the organism in Eukaryota, Metazoa, Chordata, Actinopteri, Osmeriformes, Osmeridae. Gene Ontology annotation, biological process: stress fiber assembly; cell motility. The record is from RefSeq and is a predicted model, not a curated record.
GCGACGGGAUUGGUUGAAGUCUGUGGGUAAAGAGGAUUUUUUUUUCGCGGGGGGCGCGUUUAAAAACCUCUCCCAGUUUUCCGCGCAUUUAGACACAAAUCCAUUUUCGUGUCUCAAUGUUCAAGACGGGCAGUUACCCAGUGGCUGACUCCGCGCCCACCAUCAUGCAUGGGAGUUGGUUGACCACAGCAUACAGGGAGAAUACGCCCGUGGCUGUGGAGAAACCUAAGAAGAAGGCGUUUAACCUGGUCAAAAUGAUGUCUCUCAACCACAAGAAGGAACAAACCCACCCGCAUCACCACAACAACAACAUGCCUUUCAUGAUCCACUGUCACAUCGGCAAAGAAAUCAAGCACAUUUGCAGCAAUUGCAGCCGCGGGAACGAUGCACAAGACGCGGAGGAGGUGGAGAGACUGGCCGCCAUGCGCUCAGAGUCCCUGGUCCCCGGAACACACACCCCGCCCAUCCGGACCCGGAGCAAGUUUGCCACCCUUGGCCGCCUGCUGAAACCCUGGAAAUGGAGGAAGAAGAAGAGUGAAAAGUUCAAGCAGACGUCUGCAGCUUUGGAGCGGAAGAUGUCGGUGAGACAGAGCCGAGAUGAACUGAUCAAGAGAGGAGUGCUGAAAGAGAUAUUUGAAAAAGCCACCGUGGAGUUCAGGUCCUCCAUGGACGGCGGAAUCUCCUCUCAGGAGCCCUCCAUGAAGUCGUCCAUGGUCCUGCCUACCAAAAAAUCGGUCACCUACCCUGGGGACAUUCAGGACAUCCCCGCCAAGCCACUGCUGUACCACAAGCAGCGUCCUGCCCUCCCCCCGAAGCCCUUCUCCAGGAUGUCGAACCACGGCUCAGACUCCUGCCAGCCCAUGAAGCUACCCUGCAUGCCAGGGGGGAAGCUCUCCCCGCCUCUACCUCCCAAGAAAGUGAUGAUCUGCGUGCCUCCUGGGGGGCUGGACUGCUCCUCCUCCUCCAACCCUCAGCUUCCCCAGAAGUGCCCCCCUCCUCAGGGCCUGCCGCCACACCACAUCGCCCUGCUGCCCUCGCAGCUGUCUGCCCUCUCAGGUCUUCACCACCACGGGCACAGCCACCAGGGGGGCCACCAGGGGGGCCACCAGGGGGGCCACCAUGGCCACCCGCUCCAGCUGCAGUACGGCAGCAUGCACGGCCCCAGCCGCAUCAUCGAGGAGCUCAACAAGACGCUGGCGCUCUCCAUGCAGAGGUUUGAGAGCUCAGUGUUGCAUGCUGGUCAGUGUAGUCUGCUGGACAGCAGACAGGCCCCCUCUGUGAUCAUCGACUGCGACGACGACAAGGAGAACAUGCCAAACGAGUCCGACUACGAGGACCUGCCCAGCAUGUACAAGGAUGACGAGGACGAGGAGGAGGACGAGGAGGAGGACGAGGAGGACGACGACUCUCUGUUUACAAGUACCCUAGCUCUGAAGGUGUUGAGGAAGGACUCUUUGGCCAUCAAGCUGAGCAACCGUCCGUCCAAGAGGGAGCUGGAGGAGAAGAACAUCCUGCCCAUGCAGACAGACGAGGAGAAACUCCAGUCCAGGCAGCAAAUUGGCACCAAACUCACAAGGCGGUUGAGUCAGAGGCCCACAGCCGAGGAGCUGGAGCAGAGGAACAUCCUGAAACCCCGGGACGAGCAGGAGGAGCUGGAGGAGAAGAGGGAGAUCAAGCGAAGGCUGACGCGGAAGCUGAGCCAGAGGCCCACGGUGGAGGAGCUGAGGCAGGCAAAGAUCCUGAUCCGCUUCAGCGACUACGUGGACGUGUCCGACGCCCAGGACUACGACCGGCGAGCCGACAAACCCUGGACCCGGCUCACCGCCGCCGACAAGGCGACCAUACGGAAGGAACUGAACGACUUCAAGAGCAACGAGAUGGAAGUACACGAAUCCAGUCGCCAUUUGACCAGGUUUCACAGGCCGUAGACCACCACUGUCGAGGGAGUCACCAGCCUGGAGUGCUCCUUCUCCCAGAACCACAAGUGCUGGACAGUUCACCGUGCCCCUUUCUACCACAAGGCCAUGUACUUACUCGAA